CCCCGCCUUACUGAAGCCCACUGCCUUUACAGGGCCGUACCCAACGAAUCUAUCAUGACUUUCCGACCUCGGAACCCUUACUAUCUGCGAAUAUCUGAAAGACAUGUUCUGCCUCUCUAUCUUUAUUUGGACGACCGCCAUCUCGACUGGAUGUCAGACAGGAUUUUGCAACACGUAUUAGAGGAUCUUCGACCAAUCAUUGUAUCCAAACUGAGAACUGAAUCAGAGUUACAAAGGGGAUCUAAUAAGAAUGGAACGGUUGAAACGCACAGAGGAGAAGCAUAUCAAUUCUGUUACUUCCUCCGUAAGGCUCAACCCCAUUCAGUCCUUCUAAAAUCACGAACUUUCAUAACUGCUUCAAAGCAAUUAACAGUCUCACUACCUGCGGCACCGCCGAGCCCUAAAUCGCAGAAACGGAAGCCCAACACCAACACGGAGAAGUCGCGGAAAAAGCCAAAGACAAAAGGGAAAGGCAGAGCCAAGGAUGACAACGAUAACUACGAUGAAGAUGUCCGAGAAGAAGCAAUGGAACGCCCUACUCGUCGUUCCCGUAGGAAUAGACAAGUCGAUGAAGAUGUCGCUAUGGAUGAAGACAGCAAUCAUUCGCCGCCCGAUUCUUUGUCAUUAGAACUCGAAAUCGGAGAAGAAGAAAAACCCAAACCGAUGCUAAGGGUCGGGUACCAAGGUUUCGAUAUAUCUGAGCUUUGUCUCUGCAUUGUCGUAGAGCCUUGUCCUCCCAUCCGAAUGUCAUCCAUAGCUCCUCCAUUCUUGCGCGCACGGUCACAAACUCCCGCCUUGACCGGAAAUAGUAUGCCUCCACCACCCGUGCCGGAGGCGAACACUGCGCGUCGUGAAAAGACGCCCCUGUUUCUCCCCGAUGAACACGAGCGUGAGCGAAGAGAGACACCAGCACCGUUCCCAGGGAAGUACACUUCUGUGGCCCCUCCAAGCCAUGGUGAUGACGACGACGAUGGAUGGGGGAUGAUGGAGUUCAGCCAAGUUCUGAACGCGGUAGGAGAUUCUCGCGCCGGAGCCAUUGAUGAAGAUGAAGACAUGGACGGCGCUGUAUUUUUUGGUGAUGCCGACGAAGUCAAGGAGCUGUGAUUUAUCUUUAUUCCUAUUGUAUACUAGAUUCUACUGUUUUAGAUUUGCACGCACCCCUCUAUCUCAUGUUGUUACGUCCUCGUG
Messenger RNA from Guyanagaster necrorhizus, 1188 nucleotides. RefSeq lists its product as uncharacterized. The transcript is spliced from 5 exons. Bases 55 to 1104 code for a protein of 349 amino acids. The record is from RefSeq and is a predicted model, not a curated record. Lineage: Eukaryota; Fungi; Basidiomycota; Agaricomycetes; Agaricales; Physalacriaceae.